UAAAAUCAGCUGAUGUUUCUGACAGAUAGAAGUAAACAAACAUGAACCAUCCACCAGUAAAAAGAUAUCGAAAAGAUGACAAUAAAAAUGGUUCAGAGUCAGAGGACGAUAAUUACGUACCCUACGUUCCAGUAAAAGAACGGAAAAAGCAACAAUUGCUAAAGCUAGGACGUUUAGGCCAGCUGAAAGAAUCCGAACAAAAUAAGGCGAAAUCUUCCAGUGAAAAUGAAACUGCAGAGGACGACGAAGAGGAUGAAAUUUGGGGCAGAAAAAAUAACAUACCAUUGCUGGAUCAGCAUACAGAACUUAGAAAACUGGCUGAAGCCAAGAAGGUAAGUGCUGUGGAAAGGCAAUUGAAGAAGGAAGAAGAAAUUUUGGAGAUUGUUGCCGAAAAGAAAGCUCUAAUGGGUGUAUCUGAACUUGCCAAAGGUAUACAGUAUAAUGAUCCAAUAAAAACCAGUUGGAGACCGCCUAGAUAUAUUUUGGCAAUGCCUCACACAAGACAUGAAAAAAUAAGAGUUGAACUAAGAAUAUUAGUUGAAGGAGACGAAAUACCUCCUCCUCUACGAACUUUUAAAGAUAUGAAGCUACAUGAAGGUAUUUUAGAAGGUUUAAAAGAGAAAAAAAUUAAUAAACCCACUCCUAUUCAAGUCCAAGGAAUACCGACAGUGCUCUCAGGUAGAGACAUGAUAGGAAUCGCUUUUACUGGCUCUGGAAAAACUCUAGUCUUUGUAUUACCACUAAUAAUGUUUUGUCUGGAACAAGAAGUUAAAAUGCCCUUCAUAAAAAAUGAAGGACCAUAUGGUUUGAUUAUAUGCCCUUCUAGGGAACUUGCCAAGCAAACUUUUGAUAUUAUUCAUCAUUUUUCAACUCAUUUGAAGAAAAAAAGUAUGCCAGAGAUCAGAAGUUGUCUGGCUAUUGGCGGGGUUCCCGUGAAUGAGGCUAUAGAAACUAUACAGAGGGGUGUUCAUAUAAUGGUGGCUACGCCUGGUCGUUUGAUGGAUAUGCUGGAGAAAAAAAUAGUGAAAUUGUCGGUUUGUAGGUACUUGUGUAUGGAUGAGGCUGAUAGGAUGAUAGAUUUAGGUUUUGAAGAGGAUGUCAGAACAAUUUUUUCGUAUUUUAAUGGUCAAAGACAAACCUUACUUUUUUCGGCCACCAUGCCCAAGAAAAUCCAGAAUUUUGCCAGGUCUGCUUUGGUUAAACCGGUAACCAUUAAUGUAGGCAGAGCUGGAGCAGCUUCAAUAAAUGUUAUUCAGGAAGUUGAAUAUGUGAAACAAGAAGCUAAGAUAGUGUACUUACUGGAGUGUCUUCAAAAAACCACACCUCCCGUGUUGAUUUUUGCUGAGAAAAAGCAAGAUGUCGAUGCAAUACACGAGUAUCUUUUGCUGAAAGGCGUUGAAGCUGUGGCUAUACACGGUGGCAAAGAUCAAGAAGAACGAUCAAGAUCAGUGGAAGCGUUCAGGAAAAAAGAAAAAGACGUGCUUGUAGCCACAGAUGUCGCUUCAAAAGGUUUAGAUUUUCCGGAUAUUCAACAUGUUAUUAACUAUGACAUGCCCGACGAUGUAGAAAAUUAUGUUCACAGAAUCGGUCGUACUGGUAGAUCAGGCAACAGAGGUCUUGCCACCACGUUUAUCAACAAAUCCAAUGAUGAAAUGGUAUUGUUGGACUUAAAACACUUGCUGAUAGAAGCCAAACAAAAAGUUCCAACGUUUCUAUCAGAAUUAUGUCCAGAAAGCGAGAAAUAUCUCGAACUUGGAGAUGAAAGAGGGUGUAGUUAUUGUGGUGGAUUGGGUCACAGAAUUACGGAUUGUCCUAAAUUGGAGGCCCAACAAAAUAAACAAGCUUCUAACAUCGGUAGAAGAGACUAUUUAUCAAAUACUGCUGCGGAUUAUUAAGAAAAAAAUAUUUCAACUUUUGACUUUUUAUAAAAUUAAAUAAAGCCUUAUUUUUAACUAAAAAGAAAAUAUGGAUUUUUCUAUCUGUUUUUGUAAAUAAAAAAAUCAAUUUGAUUUUAAUAAAUAUUUUGUUUUAGUAAA
Messenger RNA from Sitophilus oryzae (rice weevil), 2036 nucleotides. RefSeq names its product ATP-dependent RNA helicase abstrakt (gene abs). The transcript has 12 exons. NCBI's taxonomy places the organism in Eukaryota, Metazoa, Arthropoda, Insecta, Coleoptera, Curculionidae. Gene Ontology annotation, cellular component: spliceosomal complex. Gene Ontology annotation, biological process: mRNA splicing, via spliceosome. The record is from RefSeq and is a predicted model, not a curated record. The coding region runs from base 42 to 1895 and encodes 617 amino acids. Gene Ontology annotation, molecular function: RNA helicase activity; ATP binding; RNA binding.